AUCGACUGAAGAUUCAGCGAUUCAAUCGAAGAUUCAGGGUUCGACUUUUACGCAUGCGCACAGCCGGUUCUUCCUUUCUGCCAGCUUCACCGUCAUGGCGCCUAUACAGAAGAAGAAGCAGAACACCGGCAAAGGUGGGAAGAAGAAGAAGCAGGUCCUGAAGUUCACUCUAGACUGCACCCAUCCUGUGGAGGAUGGCAUCAUGGAUGCUGCCAACUUCGAGCAGUUCCUGCAGGAGCGCAUCAAGGUGAACGGGAAAGCUGGCAACCUGGGUGGAGGUGUGGUCUCCAUCGAGAGGAGCAAGAGCAAAAUCACAGUUUCCUCUGAGGUGCCUUUCUCCAAAAGGUAUCUGAAGUAUCUGACCAAGAAGUACCUGAAGAAGAACAAUCUGCGUGACUGGCUGCGCGUGGUCGCCAACACCAAGGAGAGCUACGAACUGCGCUACUUCCAGAUUAAUCAGGAUGAAGAGGAGGAGGAGGAUGAAGAUUAGAUGCUUCUUUUUGUACAUUAAAUUUUGUUUGGAGUACAGAAA
Messenger RNA from Oryzias latipes (Japanese medaka), 532 nucleotides. Its product is annotated as large ribosomal subunit protein eL22. The record is from RefSeq and is a predicted model, not a curated record. Lineage: Eukaryota; Metazoa; Chordata; Actinopteri; Beloniformes; Adrianichthyidae. Gene Ontology annotation, cellular component: ribosome. Gene Ontology annotation, molecular function: RNA binding; structural constituent of ribosome. Gene Ontology annotation, biological process: cytoplasmic translation.